This is a messenger RNA of Mustela lutreola (European mink), 384 nucleotides long. RefSeq names its product NKG2-D type II integral membrane protein-like. The transcript has 4 exons. The record is from RefSeq and is a predicted model, not a curated record. NCBI's taxonomy places the organism in Eukaryota, Metazoa, Chordata, Mammalia, Carnivora, Mustelidae. The coding region runs from base 34 to 384 and encodes 116 amino acids.
CCAUGUUAUAUUGUUGCAUUAUCCCUGGGAGUUAUGUGUGUUAUCCUCCUGGUGGCAAUCACAGGCUUAAGAUCUAUAUUUUUUCAGAAAUGUCCUGCACACACGAUGCAGAAUAAGAAUGACACAAAGGAAAAAGAUGCUUCCUUAGGAGAGGUUGAAGAUGACUCAAUUUUACCACCUAUUAUAGAAGAAGAGAAAAGUUGGGACGAGAGUAAGAAGUCAUGUGAAGAUAUGAAUUCUAGUCUCAUGAAGAUUGAUAAUAAAGCAGAGCAGAACUUCAUUCAAUCAAAAAUAAGAUACAAUUACUGGAUUGGAUUAUAUAAAGUAGGAGCUAAGCAUCCCUGGAAGUGGCUGGAUGGCACACCCCUAUCUCAGACGGUGUAA